CACAGUCGCAAGGGAACACAGUCUGACGGAAGGACAUGCAUGUCUUCACCAUGAAUUUGUCAUGUACGUAGUAGUGUGUGGUCUGUACGCACGAGACUGGUGGAUCUGUAAAACAUUUAACGAAGUCAGAUAUUUGAUUGUUAUGCUUCUAGAGAAAAGGCAAUAUCAGAUUCUUUAAAUUGCGUCUUUGUGAUGUUGUGUGCUGAACUUGACGGUACAUACAGGUGUACAAGUAGUACUUUUCCAUUUUUUUACCAUCUUCGGAUUUACAUUGUCUGGUACAUGCAUACAUUGCUUCUUUGAAUUGUGUAAACCUGAACAUGAGAGUGGCUUGUGGCAUGCCUGCUAUCUCUUACGACUUGGUGCACUGCAGAGGGCGAGGUUUCAGUCUACUCGUGUGUAUGUUUUUCCUAUCGGUGGCAGCAGGCGUAUAUGCCACUUGGGAGGACACUGGACGUGUAGAUGAGGUGAUCACAGACACCAACACAGGGCACGUGUACACGGCGGGGGAGAAGGGGAUCCGUCAUUGGUCUGAAAAUCUCACUUUCAUCGCCGGUGUUGGUUGGGGCGAUGCAGACGACUGCGUUGGUGACGCUGGAGGUAAUGUGACAGCGAUGGCGUUACAGCCUGGCUCCCCUCGACUUCUGGCCUGCUCCACGGCCUGUGGGGGUCUCUGUGCUGUGUACAAUACGUCUAAUAUCACCCAGAGGUUGUGGAUGAACAAUGGAACUAACCACAGUUACAUCAACACCCGUUCUGUUCUGGUGUUCCUUGACAAUGUAACGUUGCUAGUAGCAUCAUCAACCUCGGACCAGCCGACGCCCGUCGUCCCCGUGUUGUCGUACCGACAUUUGUCUCUCCCAGAUCAAGGCCAACCUAGUAUGAACAUCAGUGACAACACCGAGUCUGUCAUGUCAAGAAAACCAGAAAGCAACUACGCCAUACAUUUUAUAUCAAGCUUCACCAAGAACAAUUUCACAUAUUUCCUUACAACCCAGAGAGAAACGUCAAGCAUGAACGUCACCACCCGACUCAUUAGGUUUUGCACAAGUUAUGAGUCUUUGUUCCCCCUCAUGGACUUUCUCCUGGAUUGUCGGACCAAGGACCUGACCUUAUACAACAUCGGACUAGACAUGGCGGAUACCGGAAGCUCCAUCACUGUCAGUUUUGGAAGAAAUACAAACCAAUCCGACUUUCAGCAAGAUCCCUCUCGUGGAUCAGCGUUGUGCCAGUACACAUUUGAGGAUAUCAGAAACGACAGCAGAAAACAUCUUUCUCUUUUAACAACACCAAGCGAACCAUGGCAAGAUGGAAAAAUCGAAAACGAACAAUGUCAGCCGUGUCAACGAUUUGAGUGUCAUCGAACGUUCAAGAUAAAGGAAGAUUUGAAAAUCUUUAACGAUUAUGCUUACCGAAGCAACACGACUUUGAUCACGACAGUGCUGCAAAGUAAAGACGACACCGUCAACGUUGGUACUUCCACUGGACAAGUGUUACAAUUUCAUACCGGUGUUGAUGGGAACCUUUGUCUGAGCAGCAACAUCAGCGUCAGCAGUGACAGUUCCCCUACACGCCGUGUCGUCGUCCGAGACAGCAGCAACACCUUGCAUCUCUUUACCAUCGGCAGCAACACGGUGAAGGAGGUUGACAUCUGUGAAGGCAGUCGCUGCCAGGAAUGUAGACGUAUCAGUCGUUGUAGUUGGUGCAAGAAGUGUGUAUCCAGUGAGGCAUGCGGAGGAAGCACGUGUAAAGUCCAGAACUGGUAUCCAAAGAAAGGUCCGGAGUCUGGGGGAACAGUCAUCACGUUUGAGGGAUGUGGACUCAAUGAGACAGACAAUAAAGUAACAGUAGCUGGGAGAGAAUGUGAACUGAAGGACAGGAGUUUGACCAGGAGACGGUGUAAGCUUAGGAAAAGGGGACCCAACGAUAAAAAGGCUGGUGCCACAACUGAUGUGAGCGUUACGUUUCCUGGCUGCUCACUUGGCAAUUUUACAAUCACGUCAGACCCAGUCAUUACAGAUGUAUUCCCGACAACAUCCAUACAGAGUGGAGGUCUGACGAUCACAGUCGUGGGGGAGAACUUUGACGCUGUAGAACAGCCGCGGAUUGAAAUGACUGUGCGUAACAGGACGAGGUUGGCGAAUUGUACCAGAACUAACAAAAUUACAGGAGACAAAGUAUUUUGUUUGACGCCAUCGUUCACACUGGAAGAUCGAAAUGAAACAACUGGCAAUCUUUCUGUUAUAAUGGACGGAGUGGUAGCACAUUACAACAUUACAAUUUAUCCAGAUCCAACCUUGGUGUUCACGCCAACGUCUUUGGAGGUCGGGGAAGGAGAUAUGUUGCACAUACUAGCUACCCUCGAUGGCGUCAGUGAAACAGAUGUUCGAGUAGAAAUCGGCCCGAACAAUUGUUCCAAUGUUCAUUUCAAUGGCACGCUGAUCACUUGUACGCCUGUGUGGAUGACACAUACCAAAACGCCCCAGAAUAUCACGGUUAAAGUAGGCAACAACCUGAGUCUGUAUGCUGGACAGAUCAUGUUUGUAACACGGAGGUCGCCUUCUUACCACAACAUUAUCAUCGGGAGCGUGGCAACAGUCGCAGUCAUCGCCAUCAUCGUUGUCGCUGUAGCCGCCGUCUGUAUCAAGCAGUACAAAUCAGCUCUGCAUCAUCCGCUGCAGUCGGAACUGGCGUCAACCACAGAACAUGGACUUAAUGCGUACUUCCUAUUGGAACCCAGAGUUCAGAAGCCGUUGUCCAAGGAACUGCUGCAACGUAUUGAGCAGAGCAAGGUCAUUGUGCCCGCAUCAAGGCUGAAGCUAGGAGCUACGAUUGGCUCAGGUAACUUCGGCUGUGUGUACGCAGGCAUGUUGUACCCAGAGUCUGGGGAAGAAGAAGGGGCUGAGAAAGUCGCCAUCAAAACAAUGCUGGAUAACAGCCAGAACAUGGAUCUCUGUAGCUUUGUGGAGGAGGCGCUGGUCAUGAAGGAGUUUGACCACGAGAAUGUCCUCCAACUGUUGGGGAUCUCGGUGAGCGAGAGUCAACAGCCAAUGGUGGUCCUGCCCUUCAUGGCUAACGGGGAUCUCCUGUCCUUCGUCUCGGAUGACGCGAAGGAGGUGCGGGUGUACGACAUCCUGAGAUGGGGUGUGGAUAUUGCCGAGGGCAUGAACUACCUGUCCACUCUCAGACUGGUGCAUAGAGACCUGGCGGCCAGGAACUGCAUGCUUGAUGACAACCUACAUGUGAAGGUGGCGGACUUCGGACUGUGCAGAGACAUCUACGAGAAAGGCUACUACACCAGCGACAACAAGAAGAAGCUGCCGAUCCGCUGGAUGGCGCCAGAGAGCAUGGAGAGAGGAAGCUACAGCUCCAAGUCAGACGUGUGGUCCCUGGGCGUAGUUGUGUGGGAGCUUCUGACACGCGGAGCCACACCCUACCCAGGAGUGGAUGGGUGGGACAUCGCACGCUUCCUCCAACAUGGACGACGUCUUCAACAACCCUGGUUCUGUAGUAAUGAGGUGUACGGCGUCAUGCUGGAGAUCUGGUCACUAGACCCAGGGCUGCGACCCACGUUCUCUGAAGUGUCCGAAUCACUCACCACGUUACUCAAACUGUCGUCAGACCAGGAAGUGACGUCAGAAAGCAAAGAUGACGGUUACGUCACAUUUCCUUCAUGUUACCGUUAUGUUGAGCUUCGGGUCCCCGAUUAUUUUGUGUUAGACACUGAAGCUUCGAGGGAAAAUCCGGAUACAAUGCCUGUGUAGGGUACAUCACUUGUUUGUUUGGAUAAAAUUACCUUAGAGCCUUAUUUAGGUGAUAUAAUCACGUGUUACUAAAGGUCGAUAGUUUCUUGUAAGGUUAUAAGAAUUAAUGCCACAGAAACAAUAUGUUUCAUAACGUGGUUAAAAUAACACAAGCGUAUCCAUAUCACUAUAUUUUUUUUUAAAAAGGCUUUGAUACAGUCUUGAUGAAAUUUAGUUUUGGAUUAGGAAAGGUAAAAUUGAUAAACGUAUAAAUCUACCUUUUUUCAUCAUGCGUGAUUCAACAGUCAUUAUUACUAAAGAAAGAGACUGAAGUCUGGAUUAUACACCAUCCAGUCUACAGUCCCUUUCUUCAGUAAAGAAUAUUUUCAAAAGAGGUGAGGUGAGGUGAAAUGGGGUUUAACGUCGCGUCCAAGAUUAUUGCACUUAUAUAGCGACGUGCAUGUACGUGUGUGUGUGUGUGUGUGUGGCUGCUUGAACUAGU
Haliotis rufescens (red abalone) is the source of this 4245-nucleotide messenger RNA. RefSeq names its product hepatocyte growth factor receptor-like. The transcript is spliced from 17 exons. Gene Ontology annotation, cellular component: signaling receptor complex. Gene Ontology annotation, biological process: multicellular organism development; positive regulation of kinase activity; protein phosphorylation. The record is from RefSeq and is a predicted model, not a curated record. NCBI's taxonomy places the organism in Eukaryota, Metazoa, Mollusca, Gastropoda, Lepetellida, Haliotidae. Bases 321 to 3764 code for a protein of 1147 amino acids. Gene Ontology annotation, molecular function: ATP binding; transmembrane receptor protein tyrosine kinase activity; protein binding.